UUCUUAAGGAGGGCAGUCAGAGACCUUUGGAUCAAAGUGACUUUUUACCCUUGUCAGACGAGACCUCUGGCCGUUUUGUCACCGAGAAGCUUCGAACUAGCUGGGAAAGCAAGAAACAUCAUUGCAAGACACAUGGGAAAAGGCCUAAACUUUGGAGAAGCGUGUUUGAUAUGCUUUCUGUCAAAGACGUUAUCAUCAUUUUGACGGGGAAUGUAUUGUAUACAACUUCUCGCCUUCUGUUUCCACUGUUUCUCGGGUAUUUCGUUUCAAUGCUUAAGUCAGCUGAGGCAGAGAAUACUUACCUGAUCUACGCCUGCGCCUUAGCUAUGUGUCUCAAUGGUUUGAUCGGUGGUCUUGGUAUGCACCACCUAGACUACAGAGGUGAAGUGUUGGGGAUCAAAAUAGGCAGCGCACUGAGGGGACUGGUGUACGACAAGACGCUUCUUCUCAGCAAGCAGACGCUACUGGAAUUCACUGCAGGACGCUUAUUUGACCUGAUAUCUAAUGAUGUUAAGAGAAUGGAAGAAGAGACAGUCAAGUUUUUUUUCUUAACACCUUUUGCUGUCCUUUCCUAUGCAGGAACAAUAUUCCUUAUCUACAGUUUGAUUGGUUGGCAGGCUACUACGGGUGUGUUUUUUCUGUGUAUUCUCAUUCCAUACUUUGCCGUCUUGUCCUAUGCUAGUGCCAAGUUGCGCUUGCGCACAGCUACAGUGUCUGAUCAGCGAAUCUCCCUAAUGAAUCAAGUAGUUUCCGGAAUCCGCGCGGUCAAGACGCAUGCGUGGGAGGACGAAUAUCGGCGAAAAACAAAAGAUAUACGAAGAAAUGAAAUCAGCGUCAUUUCGAAGAGGACAGCCAUUCAGUCAAGUCUAGAUGCCUUGUUGUACAGUGCAACGCCCCUAGCAACUCUGGUGUCAGUAAUUACUAUGGUGCUCACAGGCCAGACCCUCACACCUGCUAAUGUUUUUAUGCUGCUGUCGUUUAUGGGUUUUCUAAAACUUGGUGGCAUGAGGUAUGUGAUAUAUGGUUUCCUGACAACAUAUGACGCGUACGUUUCCCUUGAAAGGAUCGAAGAAUUUCUUCUCUUGGAAAAUUUAUCGGCAGCCUCGGAGGGUGAUGAAAGUAAGAAACGCCAACAAAAGGUCGAGAGUACCUCCACUAAACAAAGUAGCAGUUGCUUGAAAAAAGAAGCCGAAAAUAUGGAGAACGUCUCACUCUCUUGUGAAGCAACAGAGCUAGGGCCAACUGAUCUAUGCGUGUCAAAUUUAACCUGCGCAAAAAACCAUCGUGAAGAUGAAGUUAUUCUUCAGGAUAUCAACUUUGUUGCACCUUCAAAGAGUUUAACAGUUAUCACCGGGCCGGUUGGAAGUGGUAAGUCUACUUUACUCUCAGCGAUCGCUGGUGAAAUUUCCGACACUAGUGGGACGAUUUUUUAUCGAGGUAAUGUCAUUUACUUGCCUCAGACUGCUUGGGUGUUCUCGGGAACGAUAAAAGAAAACAUUCUGUUUGGCCAGCCCUACGAGGAGUCCAUGUACGAAAGAAUAAUCGAGGUCUGUGCUCUGAAAGAAGACUUUCAGCGGUUACCUGAUGGUGACCAAACAGUUGUUGGAGAACGAGGUGAGGUUCUGAGUGGAGGACAACAGGCAAGAGUAAGUUUGGCUCGCGCAGUUUAUGCUGACGGAGAUUUUUAUCUGUUGGAUGACCCACUAAGUGCCGUCGAUUUCAAAGUUGGCCAACACAUCUUUAACAAGUGCAUCAAAAAUCUACUGGCUGAUAAAACUGUUCUGUUAACCUCUCAUCAGCAACAGCACAUGGAAAAUGCCGAUGAAGUAAUUGUGUUGUACAAAGGGCAUGUCCUGGGCAAGGGACGCUUUAUUGAGCUGCAAGGAAUAGGUGUCAUCAAUGCAACUUUUGACCCGCUCUAUAAAGAAACUUUAGAGGACAAAACAGAAUCAUCUGAGACGUUUGCCUGGGAGGAUACUGAGAAACACGAUGAUGCUGAAAAAUGCCAGACAAUUCAUCCCCUGCCUAAUGAAGCGAGGAGUUUGGAGAUAGCAAAGGAGGAUCGUACAAUCGGAGUUGUGACGUCUAAGCUAUACUGGGACUACUUCAGAAGUGGAGCACAUCCUUUGAUGAUAACUGGAAUGGUUGUUUUAAUUCUCAUUACUCAAGCCGUCUUAGUUGCUCCGGACUUGUGGCUCUCCUUUCUUGCAAGGCUAAUCCCAGAAGAUCAGAAGAACAGGACUUUUCUUUCUGUCUUCGCGUGUCUGGUUGGCGCGUGUUUUAUAUUUACUAUCAUUCGGGCUUAUGGAUUCCUCCUACUUUCUCUCAAGUGCGCCGAGCGUCUCCACGAUAAAAUGGUUGUGGCCAUUUUACAAGCACCUGUCCUGUUCUUUGAUUCAAAUCCUGUGGGAAGAAUCCUAAAUCGCUUCUCGAAUGAUAUUGGCUGCGUGGAUGAGUUGUUACCCAAAACAUUCCUGUGGGCAAUACAGGUGCUCUUGCUGAUCUUUUUCCAAAUUCUGGUAACAGUUGCCACAAAUUUUUGGCUCGUUUUUGUUGUUGUUCCAAUUUCCGUGUUGGUCGUUGUUCUUUCCAAUUAUUACUUGAAAACGGCCAGAGAACUGAAGAGGUUAGAGUCGAUAUCCCGCAGCCCAGUGUUCGCUCACUUUUCGGACACUCUGGUUGGAUUGGACACGAUCCGUACAAGAGGAAGACAGACAGAUUUUGUAGCCGCGCUAUACAGAUAUCAAGAUGUUCAUAAGCAGGCAUACAUUAUGGUGAUCGCCAGCGGUAGAUGGCUCGGUACACGUUUGGAUUGUCUCGCUUCCCUGUUAGUCGGUGCAGUUGCUCUGGCUGCAGUCUUGGUAUCUCAAGAUGCCGCUUCUGCUGGUCUCGCUCUCGUUUAUGUCAUCCAAACUCUGAACAUGACUCAAUACGCAGUUAGAAAAGCCUCUGAAGUAGAAAACUACAUGACGUCAGUUGAACGAGUUAUGACCUACACCAAACUCGACCAGGAGCCUGGAUACGAGGAAGAUCGACAACCCCCAAAAGACUGGCCUCGGAGAGGAAGUAUUGUAUUCAGGGAUGUAUCUCUGACUUACUAUCCGGGGGGACCUCAAGUGCUGAAGGAAAUAAAUCUUAGCAUCAAAGGAGGAGAAAAGAUUGGAGUUGCCGGCCGCACAGGAGCUGGGAAGUCAUCCUUUGUAGCAGCUCUUAUGCGCAUGCCUGAUGCUGACGGAGAGAUAAUCAUCGACGAUGUUCCAAUUAAAGAGAUAGGCCUCCAACAAGCCCGACAAGGUAUCUCAGUUCUUGGCCAAAGUCCCGUUCUUUUUAGUGGAUCGUUGAGAAAAAAUCUCGACAUUUUAGACAGGUUUCAAGACGCUGAAUUAUGGCAGGCUUUAGAGGAUGUGCAACUGAAAGAUUUCGCCGAGAGACUUGAGGCCAAGCUCGAUCACGAACUGCUGGAACAUGGCGCUAAUGUCAGUGUUGGAGAGCGGCAGUUAAUUUGCUUGGCUCGUGUGCUGCUACAACGAAGUAAAAUUGUCGUCUUGGACGAGCCAACUGCGCAUGUAGACCCAGAUACAGAGCAGACGAUAUGGAAUGUAGUGCGGGACAAACUGAAGGAGUCCACUGUCAUCACUAUAGCUCACCGUUUGAACACGAUAAGAGACUGCCACAAGAUUUUGGUCUUGAAAGAUGGAAAAGUUGAUGGAUUUGACAAAUUUGAUUCAAUAAUGAACUAUAACUGAGAUGCACUCUG
Stylophora pistillata is the source of this 3757-nucleotide messenger RNA. RefSeq names its product ATP-binding cassette sub-family C member 4. Gene Ontology annotation, cellular component: membrane. The record is from RefSeq and is a predicted model, not a curated record. Gene Ontology annotation, biological process: transmembrane transport. Gene Ontology annotation, molecular function: ATP hydrolysis activity; ATP binding; ABC-type transporter activity. Lineage: Eukaryota; Metazoa; Cnidaria; Anthozoa; Scleractinia; Pocilloporidae.